Salvelinus namaycush (lake trout) is the source of this 948-nucleotide messenger RNA. Its product is annotated as E3 ubiquitin/ISG15 ligase TRIM25-like. Gene Ontology annotation, molecular function: zinc ion binding. Lineage: Eukaryota; Metazoa; Chordata; Actinopteri; Salmoniformes; Salmonidae. The transcript is spliced from 5 exons. The record is from RefSeq and is a predicted model, not a curated record. Bases 1 to 948 code for a protein of 315 amino acids.
AUGGCAGAGAAUCAGGAACUGUUCUGUUGCUCCAUCUGUCUGGGUCUACUGAAGGAUCCGGUGACUACUGCCUGUGGACACAGUUACUGUAUGGGAUGUAUUAAAGAAUGCUGGGAUCAGGAUGAUCUGAAAGGUUUCUACAGCUGUCCACAGUGCAGACAGACCUUUAACCCAAGGCCUGUUCUGAACAGGAGCACUGUGCUGGCUGAGGUGGUGGAGAAACACCGCUAUGCUGGACCUGGAGAUGUGGCGUGUGAUGUCUGCACUGGGACCAGAAAGCAGAAAGCCCUCAUGUCCUGUCUGGCGUGUCUGGCCUCUUACUGUGAGACUCACCUCCAACCUCACUAUGAAUCUCCUGCUUUCAAGAAGCACAAGCUGGUCAAAGCCACCGCACAACUACAGGAGAAGAUCUGCUCUCAUCAUGACAAACUGCUGGAGGUUUACUGUCGUACCGAUCAGCAGUGUAUCUGUAUGCUGUGUACAAUGGAUGAACAUAAAGGCCAUGAUACAGUGUCAGCUGCAGCAGAGAGGACUGAGAAACAGAGGCAGCUGGGGAUGAGUCAGCAGAAGGUCCAGCAGAGAUUCCAGGAGAGAGAGAAGGAGCUGAAGGAGCUCCAACAGGCUGUGGAGUCUUUCAAGCGCUCUGCACAGUCAGCAGUGGAGGACAGUGAUCAGAUCUUUACUGAGCUGAUCCGCUCCAUUGAGAAAAGGAGCUCUGAGGUGAAGGAGCUGAUCAGAGCCCAAGAGAAGUCUCAAGUGAGUCAAGCUGAAGAACUCCUGGAGCAACUGAAGCAGGAGAUAGCUGAGCUGAGGAAGAGAAGCACUGAGCUGGAGCAGCUCUCACACACAGAGGAUCACAUCCAUUUCCUCCAGUACUUUGGAGAUGUGAGUAAGACUGUGUCUGAACUGAGAGAGAAUAUCAUUGAUCAGCUUGUUGGUCCUAAUUGA